This is a messenger RNA of Dibothriocephalus latus, 219 nucleotides long. Lineage: Eukaryota; Metazoa; Platyhelminthes; Cestoda; Diphyllobothriidea; Diphyllobothriidae. The record is from the annotation of a GenBank genome assembly.
AUGUGUAGGACAAAGGGAAAAAUUCCACUGGACCGUAGUCAAGAAUUGAGAAUUGCGGUCUCUAACCUUUUAAAAUGUCAUCCCAUAUGGUGGAAUUGGGCUCAGGGGCUCACGUUUAAGGGAUGCGUCAACAGCAUCUUCCUUGACAUCCUACUUACGAUGGAGGAGGAGGAGGAGGAGGAAGGCAACAGCCAGCUGGCCUUCCUUGAUGUCCCCUAA